AUGCCCACGUUCUCUUCGAUGCCAAUCGCCGGAACCGGCGGCGGCACCAGCGCCGGUGUCGACACGCGCUCGUCGGAGAUCCACGUCAUGAAAGUGUCCGCCUCCCAUGUGCUUACCAUCAGCGGUUACACCCACAGCAAAAGCGCCGUUGCACCCAGCGAACACAUCGGCUCAUCCUUCACUGCCGCAGGCCACCGUUGGUUCGUCCUGUACUACCCCAGGGGCCAUGGCCAUGGCCUUGAAGACGACGCUGACUACAUCUCUCUAUUCCUAUCCUGUACUGACACGGACGUCGUCAAGGCAAGACUGUCGCUAUGUUUACUCGACAAGGACGGGAAAGUGGCCUACACGUGCAAAUGCCGGUCCUACAUUCCAAACCCUCCAAUGAGCAGCCUACAUGGUGCUUCCAGAUUCAUCACAAGGAAGGAUUUGGAGAACUCGGGUCAUGUUCUGGACGAUCGUUUCAGGAUCGGGAUCGACAUGACCGUCUUCAAGGUUGUCCGGAAGGAGCACGCCGGCGCCGCUGUCGCAAAGCUCGUCGACGUGCCACCGUCUGACAUCUCCCAGCAUCUCGGCGAUCUCCUCUCGAGCGGCGAGGGGGCAGACGUCAUGUUCGAGGUCGACGGCGAGAGCUUCGGGGCGCACCGGGCAAUCCUCGCCGCCCGGUCGCCGGUUUUCAAGGCCGAGCUGUUUAGCCCCAUGGAGGAGGGCACGGCGACCUGCGUGUGGGUGGAGGACAUGGAGCCGAGGGUGUUCAAGGCUCUGCUUCACUUCGUCUACAACGACGUGCUGCCGGAGAUUGACGAGGCGGAGGCGAUGGUGAUGGCGCAGCACCUGCUCGUCGCGGCGGAUAGGUAUUGCCUGGAGAGGAUGAAGUUGAUCUGUGAAGAGAAGCUCUGCAGCUACAUCGACACGGGCAGUGUUGGCACAAUGUUGGCGUUGGCUGACCAGCAUGGGUGUCUUGGACUUCAGAAGGCGUGCCUGAAUUUUCUCAUGUCCGGUGGCAACAUGAUGGCAGCUGUAGUGGCAGGUGGCUUGGAACGCGUGAUGAGCAACUGCCCCUCUGUGAAGGAGUUGCUCUUGAAAAGUUGCUCUCGUAGCUAG
Molecule: messenger RNA, 1104 nt
Organism: Sorghum bicolor (sorghum)
Lineage: Eukaryota; Viridiplantae; Streptophyta; Magnoliopsida; Poales; Poaceae
Product: BTB/POZ and MATH domain-containing protein 1
Exons: 1
Coding region: 1-1104 (367 amino acids)
Biological process (GO): protein ubiquitination
Molecular function (GO): protein binding
Source: RefSeq, a predicted model, not a curated record